CUGGCUAGUGCGGCUCGUCGUCAUGGGCUGCGCUGAUGAGCGAUUUCGUAAUCGCGUGUCGUGCGAGCGUGGUGGUGUGCGCCGUGCGGUGGUAAGUGGUAAGCCGGGAGUAUCGCCGGGCCCGGAGGCAAUUGGAGCUACGCUAUCGGCAACGAUUCCGCACGGCGACACGCGGCAGGCGUGACGAUUGCCCGCGGAUGAUCUGGUGCUGCGCUCUCGCCAAGGGGAUCCCGCGCUUGUCCGAGAACGAGGAUCAUGUAUACCGUGUCGAAGGGACCUAGCAAGAUCGUAGCGAAAACACGACGAGGGAUCAGUCAGAAUCUCGAAAGAUUGGAGACUCUGCGCGAUCUGACGAGGAAGACCGUCACCGAGGACGACCACGAGAUCACCCGUGACGUACCGAAGCCGGUCUUCCAUAUAAACGGCAAGUCCAAGUUCGUCUCGCAGCGGCACCAGAUGCAAGAAGUUAUCACGCCGCAGCACGAGGAGCUCAUAAAAUUCAUUUGCGAAUCAUGGAAUCAAGUUAACGCGCGGCAAAGAAGCGAAUGUUGCGAUGGCACAGAAUGUGCAGAACUUUGCAGUCCUAAGGAUUCUAUAGUGUAUUACAAUGACGGUGAACCAAAUGAUAAUCUUCAAGACUUCAAGCCGUUCGACUUGGAAUCGUGGUGGGGCAAACGGUUGUUCAACAACAUCACAAAGUCACUCUGAGAUAUUCGGCAAGCUAAGAUAACACUUUUCCAAGAACUUGCACCGCUGUGGAAGUAACGUGGCGGCCCGUGCUAUAUAUGCGGAUCAAGCAAUAUCUCUCGUCUUAAGCAUGUGAAAUCCGACCAAGUUCGAAAGUUGGGAAGUCGGCAAGACAGUGUUGAAUAUAUCAAGCUGUAUGAAAUUACCGGCUAAAAUAUCCGGUACGUGCACAACGUACACGAUCUACGGUGAAUCGCAUCGUACAUCAAUCGCCGGUAUAUCAAUACACCCAGCGUACAUCUCUUGUACGCGCCGCGCGCAAUAGUAGCAAAUACCGUUAAUAAUUGAAGUGGUUCAAGACCGAUUGUUUAUAUUGCAUUUGUUAAUGAGAGUUUCUACAAAACAUUGAUACCCGUUUAUUGUUGCUCGAUUAUUAGAAUUGCUCAAUCUCAAUAAGGUGCAGAGUAUUCAGCGGUUUUGUACGCGAGAGCUUGAGAGUUGCACGCGAGUUUCGCGACAAUAGACAAUAAGUAGGAUAACGUGCGCGAUAGGGCCGGCCGCGGGCUUUGUAGGCGCACGUGGGAGAGUCGAGGGCGCGCGGCCCAAUACGUACCCAAUGCGUAUACCAAAAUAGGGCUAACAUAAGUACGAGCGAAAGACCCAAAGCUGUGCGGUAUGAAUCCUGCGUGAGGUUGGUGAAUUUGUAAUAUUAGAAUAUUGUAUAUAUGUACAUGUAUAUGCAACGAUCGCGUGAGUGCAUGACACAAUGUUGCGGGUAUUUGUUACGACGAUUUGUGUUCGACUUUUACGUAAGCGAGGAUUUAGUAUAAAUUUGUAGACUGAUAAUAUGUAAGGGAAUCGUCAUGUUGUUACUCGAGUCAGGUCGCGGCUCGCGGCACCGCGGCCGGUGACGCAAUCUAUUGCGGGGCUCGCUCAUCGAAUUGUUAUAUUGUGGCAAGUUAAAUUGCGUCUUUCUCGCGUUGCCUACGUAUCCGUCGGACUAUCCGCAAUGAGCCUUCGAUUGGCGACAAUUUAAGUGCCACAAUAUUACGCGUCUGACAAAGCGCAGCUCGCGAGAGUAGUCGUAAUGUAGCGAAAUGAAGUUCAGCCAUGUGCAGCUGAAUUUUAUACGAUCAUGAAUAAAUACCUCUUUAUACAUGCAGCAGUA
Messenger RNA from Vollenhovia emeryi, 1855 nucleotides. Its product is annotated as protein FAM195A. The record is from RefSeq and is a predicted model, not a curated record. The coding region runs from base 256 to 708 and encodes 150 amino acids. The transcript is spliced from 6 exons. Lineage: Eukaryota; Metazoa; Arthropoda; Insecta; Hymenoptera; Formicidae.